UGUUGUCAUAUUUACACAAUGUACGUAUCUAGCUGCACAUGCUGGCUUGCUUUCCCCGCCCUCUUUUUCCACUCUUGUUUGAGCGCAAGAGGCUGACCUAGUUCACGGAAUGCAACCUCUUCCCUAAACCCGUCCUAAUAUUUGAGCGGACGCCUGGACAUGGGACUCAAGAAGUGUGAAAACGACGCCUGAGUUGCGUCAGACAGAAACAUAUCAUUUUGUAAAAACAAAAAAGUUAUACUUGUGGCUCAACAGGGCGUACGAUUACCUGCUUCGACCGAGUGCUAAGACGGGAAGGGACCGCCUUCACGCGGCCGAAGACGCUUGAAAAGGGGAUUCCUGGAAAAGUUGACAAGGGAGCCUGCUCUGUUGGGGAACACGGACCUUGUCAAAGCAGUUCAAGGCUGCGCGUUGCGCUGUGAAGCCACGCAUGUACUACUGCUGUAAAGAUGGUUUCUGGGAGGCUGCUGAUUUCUUUCAUUUUGGUGCUCGCGGUUCAAAAAUGUGUUCAAGGUCAUGACUACCUGGACAUUCUCACAGACAAGGUCGAGUCGAUGACCGCAAUGGUUCGAGCCUUCUUUGUGGUCUUCGUCGGCGCUUUCACCAUCAACAUCUGCGCAGUCAUUUUCAUCGUAUUCGGCGAUGGUCGCGCCAGAAAGUUCCUUUUUCCAUUGGUCGUCGUGUAUGCCCUCUUGUACCUCGUCUUCACCGGUAUCUCCUACCUAUUCCUCGGGCUCGGCAACACAGUGGUUUCCAAGAUUCGCCUCCUUGGGAGCGCUCUGAACGAAGUGUCCGUUUCCAACGUCUCGGAUACUGCCUUCGAGUACAUCAAGGUGUACGAACCCGACUGCAAAUUGCGAUUCGUCUGCGAAGUGUCCGAGAAAGCGGUGGAGAGAGAUCACAUGUUCGCCCUAGUGCUCCGCAUUGUGACUGCAGUCGGGAGUUCAGGGGGACCUUUCGUGGAAGCAGUGCUCGGUGGACUAAGUGGACGUGGUUGCCAGGUGCUUUUUUCGUCUUGUGAGUAUUCUCCGUUGAGAAGGUCUUUGCCGUUUGUGGACUGAGCACUGUCCUGUUCGUUUUCGAACAACGGAGUGGAGGAAGGGUCAGACAGUGCGAUCUCGUGAGUGAUGAACAUGGUUUUAGCGACAAAGGCAACUGUGUGUUUUAGGAAAUAAAGAGUGCCUGAACGGAAGCA
Messenger RNA from Ornithodoros turicata, 1195 nucleotides. RefSeq lists its product as uncharacterized. The coding region runs from base 450 to 1061 and encodes 203 amino acids. The record is from RefSeq and is a predicted model, not a curated record. The transcript is spliced from 2 exons. Lineage: Eukaryota; Metazoa; Arthropoda; Arachnida; Ixodida; Argasidae.